This is a messenger RNA of Neltuma alba, 1468 nucleotides long. RefSeq lists its product as uncharacterized. The record is from RefSeq and is a predicted model, not a curated record. The coding region runs from base 113 to 1360 and encodes 415 amino acids. The transcript is spliced from 4 exons. Lineage: Eukaryota; Viridiplantae; Streptophyta; Magnoliopsida; Fabales; Fabaceae.
CUUUCUUUUCUGCGGUGCUGUUCGUCUCCCGAUCAUUGUCCCUACCGUCACCGUCGCAACCUUCUCCAACAGCCACCGGCGUCUUCGUUCAGCCACUGGCGUCUUCGUUCAGAUGGACAUGGAAACUCAAUACUACUUAUUGGUGCGGCAAUGGCUUGAAUUGCGUCAUAAAGUAGUAGCUCUACUUGUACGUGUUAGUGCGCAAGUAUAUGAGAAUGAAGUUCAUCGUCCACAAAUAAGUUAUAGUUUGAGUGGCAAGAGAGAAAGGGUACAGGAUGAAAUAAUGAAUAGAAUAAGUAGUUGUCCAUCUAGUCGAAACAUCAUUAGAAUGUCUCCUAGAGCAUUCUUAGAGUUGUGUAGCAUGUUAGAAAGAGAUUGUGGUUUGCAACCCACUAGGUGGUCCAGUGUGGAAGAACAAGUUGCAAAAACUCUUUAUAUAUUAACACACAAUGUUAAAAACUGUGAAGUCAAUUUUUGGUUUAGGCGUUCUGGUGAGACAAUUAGUCGUCAUCUUCAUACAGUUUUGAUGGCUAUCAUUGAGUUAGAAGAAAAAUUUGUUGUACAACCUAAUGGGUUAACAAUCCCUCUUGAAAUUCAAAAUGAGAGUAAAUUCUUCCCAUAUUUUAAGGAUUGCCUUGGUGCUAUAGAUGGAACACAUAUACGAGUCAAGACGCCUUCUAUAGAUGCUCCUCGAUAUCGUGGUAGAAAGGAAUUUCCAACACAGAAUGUGUUAGCAGUAUGUACAUUUGACCUAAAGUUCACUUAUGUGCUUCCUGGAUGGGAAGGCAUUGCAUCCGACUCACGGAUUAUUAAAAAUGCAUUAACAAGGGAAGAUAGCCUUAAAAUUCCUGAAGGUAAAUAUUAUCUUGUGGAUGCUGGAUUCAUGUUAACAAGAGAGCUUAUAACACCUUAUCGGGGAGUUCGUUAUCAUUUGAAAGAGUAUUCAAAAAGAAAUCUACCCCUAAAUCAUAAGGAGUUAUUUAACCUUCGACAUGCAAAGUUACGGAAUGCAAUUGAAAGAGCUUUUGGUGUUUUGAAGAAAAGAUUUGCAAUUUUGUCCAAUGCAAUCGAACCUACAUAUGGCAUCAAGGUUCAAAAAAUGAUAAUAUAUGCAUGUAUAAUUCUUCAUAACUUCCUUAUGAGUGCUGACCCUGCUGAAGAUCUUAUAAGAGAAGUUGAUAGGGAACUUCUUCAACAGAAUACGGCAAAUGACAAUAACCGUGCUUCAAGUAGUGACAAUAAUGAGGCUGCUCGAGGUGAACUUAUCAGAGAACGUAUAGCCACUCUAAUGUGGACAGAUUACCAGAAUAAUCCUGAGCAUGGUUUUGGUGAUGAUCUUGGGGAUGACCUUGAGGAUUAGAGUUUGAUUUUGUUGUUUAAUGUGCAUUACCAUAUUCAAAUUCAGUUUAUUGUAUUACUUGUUUAGUUUAGAGUUUGAAUUCCAUUUAAGACAUUCAGUUUGUUGUAU